CAUCCAAAAUCCGUGAAUUUUUGCAAGGCCAUGGAUUUGAAAUGGUAUGUAAUGAUAUUGGCCUCCACAAUCUUUUCAAUCGUUGUGGCUAAACUCAUCACUCCAAUCGCCAAAAUGGCUUUCGCCACUCCGCAAAAAGGCAAAACCAAAGUGCUCAAAUUCGACUCCGAGGAAGACGUCGCCGCCGCUCUCGCCAAAUACACCGCCGAUCUGUCCGACAACUUCGUCAAAGAAAAGGGGUCCUUCUCCGUCGUUCUCUCCGGCGGCUCUCUCAUCGACACGCUCAGAAAGCUGGUGGAAUCUCCGUAUAAGGAAUCUGUGGAUUGGUCGAAAUGGCUGAUAUUUUGGGUUGAUGAGAGAGUGGUUCCUCUUGAUCAUCAAGACAGCAAUUAUCUACUUGCUUCGCGGGGUUUUCUGUCAAAGGUACCAAUUCCUCCUAGCAACAUCUACGCCAUCAACGACAAGCUGUCCCCGGAGGGUGCAGCAGACGACUAUGAGGAGCGCCUGAAACGCCUCGUCUCAAGCAAGGUCCUGCCCGUUUCAAGCAUCACAGGCUUCCCCAAGUUCGACCUAAUGCUGCUCGGGAUGGGGCCGGAUGGGCACGUGGCGUCUCUGUUCCCUUCACGGCAGCAGCGCUAUGAGAAGAAGCGUUGGGUGACCUUCAUCACGGACUCCCCGAAACCACCUCCACCGCGGAUCACCUUCACAUUCCCAGUGAUCAACUCGGCUUCAGAAAUCGCAAUGGUGAUCACUGGGGCCGAGCUGGCUGAUACCACCAAGGCAGCAUUGGGCGGCGAGCAGAGCUCGCCUCCGCUGCCUUGCACUGAGGUGUCAGCUGAAGGAGAGCUCACGUGGUUCCUUGACAAAGAUGCUGCUUCGAAACUGUGAGUCUGUGUGUGCACUUUGAUGAAUAAAACAUGAGCAUGUAUAGAGAAAGUGUGUUGUUGUGUUAAUGCUAGACUUCUUACUGAUUUCAAAUACUAGAUGUUUGUGUUUUCUCUACUUCCACUUAUUGCUUGUGAAUCUACAUAUAUGACAAAUUAUCACAUAUAUUUGUAUUUUC
Molecule: messenger RNA, 1063 nt
Organism: Salvia miltiorrhiza (redroot sage)
Lineage: Eukaryota; Viridiplantae; Streptophyta; Magnoliopsida; Lamiales; Lamiaceae
Product: probable 6-phosphogluconolactonase 4, chloroplastic
Exons: 3
Coding region: 31-888 (285 amino acids)
Biological process (GO): carbohydrate metabolic process; pentose-phosphate shunt
Molecular function (GO): 6-phosphogluconolactonase activity
Source: RefSeq, a predicted model, not a curated record